This is a messenger RNA of Pistacia vera, 660 nucleotides long. Its product is annotated as cytochrome P450 71D9-like. Gene Ontology annotation, molecular function: heme binding; iron ion binding; monooxygenase activity. The record is from RefSeq and is a predicted model, not a curated record. The coding region runs from base 1 to 660 and encodes 219 amino acids. The transcript has 3 exons. Lineage: Eukaryota; Viridiplantae; Streptophyta; Magnoliopsida; Sapindales; Anacardiaceae.
AUGGAGCUCGUGUUCCCCUCCUUCUCAAUCCUUCUCAGCUUUCUUAUCUUUGUCUUCAUGGUGAUAAAGAUUGGGAAAAGAUUUAAAACCAACGACGGAACCUUAAGUCUUCCUCCAGGGCCACAGAAAUUACCUCUUAUUGUUAAUCUGCACCAGCUUGCUGCUCUGGGAUCUCUGGGAUGUCUUCCUCAUCGUGGACUGAGAGAGUUGGCCAAGAUAUAUGGACCCUUUAUGCAUCUCCAGCUUGGAGAAAUUUCUACUAUUGUUGUUUCUUCGCCGGAGUUCACCGAGCAAGUGAUGAAAACUCAUGAUGCUGUUUUUGCAUCAAGGCCGUGUAAUGAAUUAGCAAAUUUUAUGUCCUAUGGUUAUACUGAUGUAAUCUUUUCACCAUAUGGUAAAUAUUGGAGAAAAUUAGAGAAAAUCUAUACGUUGGAGCUUUUAAGCGCCAAACGAGUCCAAUCCUUACGAUCCUUAAGAGAAGAAGAGAUGUCUAAUCUCAUAGAUUCUAUUGCUUCUGUAGCGAUGUGGCAUUCUGAUGACACGUGGAAGUCAACUUGGGAGUUGGCUGGUCAAAAGAGAGAAAUGGUUAGAGGUGCUGUGCUGGAAAUCCAAGAUCCGUCUGUGGAAUCAACGGUGAUGCUUCAAAAGCAGGAUCAGUGA